Messenger RNA from Salvelinus sp. IW2-2015, 778 nucleotides. The record is from RefSeq and is a predicted model, not a curated record. NCBI's taxonomy places the organism in Eukaryota, Metazoa, Chordata, Actinopteri, Salmoniformes, Salmonidae.
GUUCCACAGGAAGAAGGGCGCAAUCGGUCGGAGCCGCUGAGUUAAAUAAGAACCGUCGCGCUAAUGACACCAAAUGAAUAAUAGUGGCAUCUGCUGACCGAUUGGGCUAGCCAGCUACACAUGCGCAUAAACUGAACUAAGUGCUUGAACUAAAACAAAAGACCUUUAUUUUGAAAAGAUGUCCAGCAUAGACCCGGAAGAAGAGAUGUUUUUCACGUUCAUAUUAUGAGAAUAGGAAUCCUGCAAGCUGCUGCAAGCACUGAUGUCUAUAUUGGCCAAGACAAUGUCUAAGUUCCGUCUAGCAGUGGUCCAACUACACGUGACGAAGGUCAAAGCUGACAACCUCUCCAGAGCCCGGGGGCUGAUCAAAGAAGCAGCUGCACAGGGGGCCAAAGUGGUGGUCUUACCUGAGUGCUUCAACUCCCCCUAUGGAACUAGCUUCUUCCCUGAGUAUGCAGAGAAGAUCCCUGGAGAGUCCAGUCAGGUUCUGUCUGAGGCAGCCAAGGAGAGCCAGGUGUAUCUGGUGGGAGAUCCACCUGUUUGACAUCGACGUUCCAGGGAAGAUCCGUUUCCAGGAGUCCGAGACACUGAGCCCAGGGAGCAACCUGUCAGUGUUCGACACACCAUACUGUAGGGUGGGUGUAGGGAUCUGCUAUGACAUGAGGUUUGCAGAGCUGGCUCAACUCUACUCUAAGAAAGGAUGCCAGCUGUUGGUCUACCCUGGAGCCUUCAACAUGACCACCGGGCCGGCCCACUGGGAACUGCUGCAGAGAGGAAG